GCGUCCAAGAAACUGCCACCUUCACAAACCAACUGACACACUCCCACACGAUGGAAACAGAUCAGAACAACAACAACAACAACAAUAGGGAUCGUGUGCAGGAACUAUUCCGGCUAUUCAAAUUCGAGAAAGUCAUCAACGAAGAUCCAAGUCAUCAUACGGUCAACCUAUUGGGUACGAUCGAAGUAGCCAAGGAUGGCCAGACAGUCAAUGAAGAAGGAGUCCAGCCGAGCAAACAGGCGAUCGUGAUCAUCAACAAGACCCACUUCACUAAUCAACAAGGCUUCUUAGAAAGAAUUAACUCACCAGAACAGAUCCAAAGGAUCACGACGAUCGGCGCAAAUGAUGUCUAUCAAUGGUCCUUGGCCUGGCUCAAUCCGUCCCGUCAGUUACUCGAGCAGGUCCCCGAUUUCAAAAUGACAAUGAUCUUUCCUGCUACUCAAGUCCAUAUCCAAAAGUAUUCGAAACAAAUCAACAAGAUCAUCAGAGAGACGCCAGAGUUAUAUCAACGAGUCGUCUUACCCUACAUCCAAAACAUCCCUCCUACUCGUCUAUCAUGGUUAUAUAAUAUCCUCGAUCAUGUCACUGAAUCCGAGAAAAUUGUGUACGAAGAUCCAUCAGAAACUGAAGGCUUUAUGAUUAUCCCGGACUUAAAGUGGGAUCAAACCACGCUAUCCUCAUUAUACUUAUUAUGCAUCGUCAGGAGUCGAGAGAUCCGCAGUAUACGGGACUUAGAUCCAAGCCAUCUAAGUUUGUUGAAAGCGAUCCGAUCCAAAGCUUCGGCAUCGAUCGAGGAAAAGUACAACGUAUCUAAAAGAGAGUUACGGAUGUUUGUGCAUUACCAGCCCAGUUACUAUCACUUCCACGUCCACAUUACUCAUGUUAAUCAUCUAGGCUUCCAAGGGAUCACCGUCGGUCAAGCCCAUCUCUUAGACGAGAUCAUCGAUAACUUGGAGCUCGAACUACUCCACCAAAACCAACAGUCUCCUGACAUCGACAGGAGGAGCUCUUCCUCUUUCUAUCAGUCUAAGACUUUCACUUAUGCGCUCGGCUCUAAUCAUGAUUUGUUCGAUGGCUUAUGGUCUCGUCAGGAAACCAUGGAGUAACCCAUCACGAAUUAUCGUAUGCUCGGGUUUAUAUACCGUUCGAUGAGUGGUUGGAGCACUCUUGACCCUUGUUUGCUUGUAAGAAAUGCCCUCUCAGACACUCCAUUCCUUGGGCCUCGUGAGACGUCGUCGUCUUCAACUUGAGUGAAAAUGCAAACCAGAACCGAUCUCCAAAAAGAGGCACCGCCAUCCUGCAGGAGCAUGUGAAUCUUUCGGGUCAAAAGCAACAAGCAAUCCACAGCUCAUUUCUUUG
Molecule: messenger RNA, 1359 nt
Organism: Puccinia graminis f. sp. tritici CRL 75-36-700-3
Lineage: Eukaryota; Fungi; Basidiomycota; Pucciniomycetes; Pucciniales; Pucciniaceae
Exons: 6
Coding region: 51-1106 (351 amino acids)
Biological process (GO): deadenylation-dependent decapping of nuclear-transcribed mRNA
Cellular component (GO): P-body; nucleus
Molecular function (GO): hydrolase activity; RNA 7-methylguanosine cap binding
Source: RefSeq, a predicted model, not a curated record